Molecule: messenger RNA, 886 nt
Organism: Ciona intestinalis (vase tunicate)
Lineage: Eukaryota; Metazoa; Chordata; Ascidiacea; Phlebobranchia; Cionidae
Source: RefSeq, a predicted model, not a curated record
UGUACCAUAGACACAGAUAUCUUAAAAUACAAAUAUAUCAAUAAAUACAGCAUUGGGUGUUUUGAUUUCACGAACAGAGAGUUACAUGUUGUAAAGUCUAGAUACAGUCGUGUCUGAAAAUGCUCAGGCCAUUUUUAAAAUGUUGCGUUUGUGGAAGACCAAGUAUAAUCCUUCAAAUUGCAAAUUACAGACCACCACCCCUUCAUGAAGUAGUGGCAAGACGUAUAGAAAAACACCAGAAACUUGGAAAAUAUUUUGAAGAUAAUAAAACCUAUGUGGAUGAAACUUCAUAUUUUAAAUCAAAUCUUACAGAAAAAGAUAAAUUUCGAUUAAAGAGAAGAACAUGGGCAAAAUUGGGAUCUGCAUCCAAUAUUGAUCCCGCAUCACUCUUCCCGAGCAAAGAGGAAGUUGAAGCAGAGAUGAGAGCAGAGGAGGAAUGGUGGCCCACACUUAAUCAAAUGAAAGAAAAUUUGAGAAUUCAAAAAGAGAAAAAAGAAGCAAAAAGUUUGGAGAGAUCAAAAAAGAUUGCUCAAAACAUGGCAAAGAUGCCAAUGUGGAUCAAACAGUUCCAAGAAGAACAAGUGGCCACAAGAAAGAAGGAGCAGGAGAUGGAAAAACAGAGAGGAAUUCGACUUCAAAAAGUUCAAGAAAAAUUUGGUUUCGAAAUUUCAAGGAGGCAUCCCCAGUUUGUGGAGUAUAUGGAUAAUCAAAAGAUUCAAGAAAAAAGUAAAAAGAAACAACAAAUAAAAUCUCAAAAACAAUCUGAGAAGAAGGUUUAAUAUCAUAUGGAUGAAAUUGUGGGUUAAACUAUGGCAAGGCAAAAACACUCUUAAGUUUGUACUUUAGAAAAUACUGAAUAAAAUAAUAAAAUCAUUGUUUUACUGUG